Messenger RNA from Myodes glareolus (Bank vole), 2927 nucleotides. The record is from RefSeq and is a predicted model, not a curated record. NCBI's taxonomy places the organism in Eukaryota, Metazoa, Chordata, Mammalia, Rodentia, Cricetidae.
GUCUUCUAGGUGUUGAGAGCCUCUCCCCCCCUCCCCCGCCCGCGCCUGGCCUUUUUAUUCCACCUGAACAAAGACACGGAGCUGUCACCUUCAUAUGGCUCUUGUUUGCUUCCUGGACCCAUUCGCUCAACCGCGUCCUGGUGCUUCUCCUGACCUCCGUGAAAUGGUAAACCGUUGCUACCCUGCAGAGAAGUCAGCCACGUCAGCAAGGACUCUGCAGAGACUCCAGUAUAUUGCCUUUAGCCAUGCAGCAAGUUGGUAGGAUCCAGUUCGCCACUCUAACACCUGUAAUACUGUAAGGACCAAACACUGCGUGAUCACAAGGGAGGAACAACCGAGGAAAAAUACCCAUCUGGUUCAGCUGUGGAAGGAACUUAGAGCAUGUCUCAAUGGAAUCAAGUCCAACAACUAGAAAUCAAGUUUUUGGAGCAAGUAGAUCAAUUCUAUGAUGACAACUUUCCUAUGGAAAUCCGGCAUCUACUGGCCCAGUGGAUUGAGCAUCAAGAUUGGGAAGUGGCUUCUAACAAUGAAACUAUGGCAACAAUUCUUCUUCAAAACUUAUUAAUACAAUUGGAUGAACAGUUAGGUCGUGUUUCCAAAGAGAAAAACCUGCUGUUGAUCCACAACCUAAAGAGGAUUAGAAAGGUUCUUCAGGGAAAGUUUCACGGGAAUCCCAUGCAUGUAGCUGUGGUCAUCUCAAAUUGUUUAAGGGAAGAGAGAAGAAUACUGGCUGCAGCCAACAUGCCUAUCCAGGGACCUCUGGAGAAAUCCUUACAAAGUUCUUCGGUAUCGGAAAGACAGAGAAGCGUGGAGCACAAAGUGGCCGCCAUUAAAAACAGUGUGCAGAUGACAGAACAAGACACCAAAUACUUAGAAGAUCUUCAAGAUGAAUUUGACUACAGAUAUAAAACAAUUCAGACAAUGGAUCACGGGGAGAAGAACAGCAUUCUAAUGAACCAGGAAGUGUUGACACUGCAAGAAAUGCUUAACAGCCUGGACUUCAAGAGAAAGGAAGCCCUCAGUAAGAUGACACAGAUCGUGAACGAGUCGGACCUGCUGAUGAACAACCUGUUGAUAGAGGAGCUGCAGGACUGGAAAAGGCGGCAGCAGAUCGCUUGCAUCGGCGGCCCGCUCCACAGUGGGCUGGACCAGCUUCAGAACUGCUUUACCCUGUUGGCAGAAAGUCUCUUCCAACUCAGAAGACAACUGGAGAAACUCGAGGAGCAAUCGUCCAAGAUGACUUACGAAGGCGACCCCAUCCCCGCCCAGAGAGCACACCUGCUGGAGAGAGCCACCUUCCUGAUCUACAACCUUUUCAAGAACUCGUUUGUGGUUGAGCGACAGCCAUGCAUGCCGACACACCCUCAGAGGCCGAUGGUCCUUAAAACCCUCAUCCAGUUCACCACCAAACUGAGACUACUAAUAAAAUUACCAGAGCUCAACUACCAAGUGAAGGUGAAGGCAUCCAUUGACAAGAAUGUCUCAACUCUGAGGCAUUUUCCCUCUAGCAAUAGAAGAUUUGUGCUUUGUGGGACCCAAGUCAAAGCCAUGUCCAUCGAGGAAUCCUCCAAUGGGAGUCUCUCCGUAGAAUUUAGACAUUUGCAACCGAAGGAAAUGAAGUCCAGUGCUGGAAGUAAAGGAAAUGAGGGCUGCCACAUGGUGACGGAGGAGCUACACUCCAUAGCCUUUGAGACCCAGAUAUGCCUCUAUGGCCUCACCAUUGACUUGGAGACCAACUCCUUACCCGUGGUGAUGAUUUCUAAUGUCAGCCAACUGCCCAAUGCUUGGGCUUCCAUCAUUUGGUACAAUGUGUCGACCAACGAUUGCCAGAACUUGGUUUUCUUCAAUAAUCCUCCGUCUGUCACUCUGACUCAACUCCUGGAAGUGAUGAGCUGGCAGUUUUCAUCCUACGUCGGCCGUGGCCUGAAUUCAGACCAGCUCAACAUGUUGGCAGAUAAGCUCACAGUCCAGGCUAACUACAGCGACGGUCACCUCACCUGGGCCAAGUUCUGCAAGGAACAUCUGCCUGGCAAACCGUUUACCUUCUGGACCUGGCUGGAAGCAAUUUUGGACCUGAUUAAAAAGCACAUUCUCCCCCUGUGGAUUGAUGGGUACAUCAUGGGCUUUGUAAGCAAAGAGAAGGAACGGCUUCUGCUCAAGGAUAAAAUGCCCGGGACAUUCUUGUUAAGAUUCAGUGAGAGUCAUCUUGGAGGGAUCACCUUCACCUGGGUGGACCACUCUGAAAACGGAGAAGUGAGAUUCCACUCUGUGGAACCCUACAACAAAGGGCGGCUGUCAGCUCUGCCGUUCGCUGACAUUCUGCGAGACUACAAGGUUAUUGUGGCCGAAAACAUCCCCGAGAACCCUCUCAAGUACCUCUACCCCGACAUUCCCAAAGACAAAGCCUUCGGCAAACACUACAGCUCCCAGCCUUGCGAAGUUUCGAGACCAACCGAACGGGGAGACAAAGGCUAUGUCCCUUCGGUGUUUAUCCCCAUUUCAACGAUCCGAAGUGAUUCCACGGAGCCACAGUCUCCUUCAGACCUCCUCCCCAUGUCCCCGAGUGUAUACGCUGUGCUGAGAGAGAACCUGAGCCCCGCCACGAUUGAAACUGCGAUGAAGUCUCCGUACUCUGACGAAUGACAGCAUAAAGCGACUCUUUACAGAAGAGAGCAGUUGACAACGGGGAUUGUUCUUGGCCAAAGACCACAAUUUAUUUCUUCAGCUUUGUAGAUACUGGUUUCUAGAAAAUGGUAGAAGUCCACCAUUCUUCUCACCCCAACUGGGAGCGCAGUGACCAGAAUGCAAAAAACAAAAAAAGACAAACAAACAAACAAACAAAAAACCCCAAAGCUUCCGAUAAACACGCAAGAAGACAGCUGUAAGAAACCAGUGUUGGCAACAAUAUAACCGAAGACCUCCUUGUA